Triticum aestivum (bread wheat) is the source of this 1185-nucleotide messenger RNA. Its product is annotated as 4-O-methyl-glucuronoyl methylesterase 1. The record is from RefSeq and is a predicted model, not a curated record. The transcript has 2 exons. NCBI's taxonomy places the organism in Eukaryota, Viridiplantae, Streptophyta, Magnoliopsida, Poales, Poaceae. The coding region runs from base 232 to 903 and encodes 223 amino acids.
GUUGGGAGAGACAACCAUCAGCAUGGCCAAGCCUCACGGCGGCGCCAAGGCCGUCACCACCCCGCGCCCCCGCUCCUCCUCCGGCGCCAAGGCCGCCGCCGCCACCACCCCCGCCAACCGCAGCUCCGUGGGCUCCUCCUCGUCCGCGCCCCCCGCCCGCGACCUCGCCAAGGUAACCUAACCUCCUGCACCACCGCCUCCCCUCAAUCACCCGCGCCGCGCGCCUGAUCGAUGACCUCCUUGAGGCUCUUCCCGCUGCUCUCCAGGAGGCCGGCAAGCUCCUCACCUACGACGACGACGCCGCCGCCUCCGCCGCGCAGCAGCAGCCGGACCCCGCGCUGCCCGAGGGCCUCGCCGUCGCCGACCUCGCGCCGCCGCUCGACCUCCCCGACCCCGACGACGGCGCCUCCUCCUCCACCGUCGUCGCCGUCCCAACCCACGACGCGAUCCCCGCCCCCGACCGCUCCGCCCUCGCGCAGGUGCGAGCGCCUCGCCCGCUUCCCGGCCGAUUCCGCUUCGCCGGCGGUUGAAAAUUCAGUCCGCGCCGCGAUUUUGGGCUCCGAUUCGUCUGAUCUCGAGCGCUCUCGGGCUCGUGGGGUCGCACGUCCCGCCGACCCCGACGCCACCGCCACCGUCCUCACGGAGAUGGAGCUGGUCCUGGCGGAGCUGCGGGGUGCCCGGGGCCUGAGCGCGCGCUCGAGAUGCCUCCUGACGGCGCUCGCCGAGGCCGCCGCCGACGAGCUCGACCUUCUCCGCACGCGCCGCGCGGCCUUCUGGAGGAAGCUGCGCGUCGGGGUCCUCGCCGCGACGGUCUUCUCCGUGGCCGCCAUGGACGCCGUCCUCCUCGCCGCGCUCCUGGGCGGCCCCCGCGGCAGCGGCAGCCACGCGCUGCCCCCCACCUGAUCGCUCUGCUUCGCCGGUGCCGCCGGCCGCCUCCUGUUUUUAUCCUCGUUCAUCGAGACGACCAGUAGCUUGUUACGUCGUGAUGAUAAAAUAAUUACUGCACUUAAUAGGAGUAGAUCAGAUGAGAAAGAUGUGGUAAUUUCGUUGUUACUCCAUCAUGUGGUCGGUACAUUUCACCAUUUCAGUUAAGAAUUAGCUUCACUGGUAUUGAUUCGACGAUCAUUUUACAAGUGUAACAUCCCGAAAGAACUCCACUAUUCCCACCAAAGGAGGUGAUUGGGU